Molecule: messenger RNA, 312 nt
Organism: Pestalotiopsis fici W106-1
Lineage: Eukaryota; Fungi; Ascomycota; Sordariomycetes; Amphisphaeriales; Sporocadaceae
Exons: 2
Coding region: 1-312 (103 amino acids)
Molecular function (GO): flavin adenine dinucleotide binding; oxidoreductase activity, acting on CH-OH group of donors
Source: RefSeq, a predicted model, not a curated record
AUGGGCCGCGAGAUUCUAGACGGUGAGGUUGGCACUACAGGGUCUAAUGAGACUUUAUCAGUGAACUCAAGCGACGAGUACAUUGAUGCGCGUAUUAGAGCGCAAAUUGGCACGAGCUAUCAUCCCAUGGGAACCGCGGCAAUGGGAAAGAUGGUAGACAAUGACUUGAAUGUCAAGGGAGUCAAGAGUCUCCGCAUUGUUGACGCCUCGGUCUUCCCGGUACCGAUCAGUGGACAUCUUCAGGUCCCUACAUUCGCCAUGGCAGAGCAGGCUGCAGAAAUCAUCUAUGCUAAUAGGCGCGCCGCAGAGUAA